Tarenaya hassleriana is the source of this 707-nucleotide messenger RNA. Its product is annotated as heavy metal-associated isoprenylated plant protein 25. The record is from RefSeq and is a predicted model, not a curated record. NCBI's taxonomy places the organism in Eukaryota, Viridiplantae, Streptophyta, Magnoliopsida, Brassicales, Cleomaceae. The transcript is spliced from 2 exons. Gene Ontology annotation, molecular function: metal ion binding. Bases 105 to 566 code for a protein of 153 amino acids.
CUUUUUAUAUUCAGGAACUCCAUUGAUAUUCCUUUCUUCGACCCUCUCGAUCUUCAUUAUAAAUCCGACCAAAGUCACAAGUUAUUGCAAAACCGAAACGGGAAAUGGGUGUUCUUGAUCACGUCUCCGAUUACUUUGAUUGCUCCGGUGGCGGAUCCACGAAGCAGAAGAAUUUACAGACUGUGGAGGUAAGAGUGAUGAUAGACUGCGAAGGAUGCGAGAGGAAGGUGAGAAGAGCGUUGGAAGGGAUGAAAGGCGUGAGAGACAUAGCCAUUGAGCCAAAGGCUCAGAAGGUGACUGUGGUUGGCUACGUCGACGUCAGGAAAGUGGUGGCUCGGAUCGCACACAGGACCGGCAAACGGGCCGAGCCCUACCCCUUCGUCCCGUACGAGGCCGUAGCUCAUCCGUACGCACCAGGCGUCUACGACAACAGAGCCCCUGUGGGGUAUGUACGCAACGUCGAGACCGACCCGCACGUGUCGCGCCUCGCUCGUGCGAGCUCGACCGAAGUCCGUUACACCACCGCCUUCAGCGACGAGAACCCUAGCGCCUGCACGAUCAUGUGAUUUUUAUCAUGUGAAUUUUUGAAUCCAUGUGUGUAUAAAUAUGGAGAUUGGAGUUCUUUAAGUGGAAAAAAUGUAAAUUUUAUGGUUUUUGGAUCUUUGGUCGUUUGUUCUUUAUAUUUUUUUCACACGUGUUUUUUUACA